AUGAUCAAGCAGCCCGAAGCAACAGCGACAGAGUCAAAUGUGAUCGCUUAUGUGGUACCCGUGACCCGGGCCCGCGACAGGUCCACCCACAUACUCGUUUCAACCAGAUUGCGACCGCUCAGGGCAAAGCCGCGAUCGCCAAGGCCCAAUCUCAAUGCGCGACCGCCGACUUUGGAUCGUUCGCCGGCGUUUCACUGCUCACCACCAACUUCACGAGCCUCGGGCCCAACCUCUUGAAGGAUCCCAUCGUCGCCAAGUACAUGAACAUGGGCAAUCUCGCCACGAACCCCAAGGAGACUCCGACGCGCCCUCAGCUCUACAUGUUCUGUGGUACUCGGGAUCCCGUCGUGUGCAGCAAAGUCGGAAAUGAGGCUCCUGUUGUCGGAAAUGAGAUGGGAGUACCACAACCUGCACACGACGGGAUCCCGAGUACCACAGUUCCACACGAGUACCGACGAGACGGUCCCGUACGGGCCCGCCCUCAAGACGGCACAGACGUGGUGCGACGAAGGUGCUAGGAUCGAGUUCACGACCCGCAACGGUGGAAGAACGCACGCCCAAACCCAGGCUUUGUACUCGCCUCAGGCGAUCGCCUGGUUGGACUCGACCCUGAAGGACUCGCACGUUGUGGUCAGGCAGUGUGCCUUCUUGACUAAGGGAUUGGCUGUUUGA
Messenger RNA from Microbotryum saponariae, 672 nucleotides. The record is from the annotation of a GenBank genome assembly. Lineage: Eukaryota; Fungi; Basidiomycota; Microbotryomycetes; Microbotryales; Microbotryaceae.